AUGCGUUUCAACCCAGAGAAAUGCACCAUCGGCGUCUGGGCAGGAAAGUUCCUCGAUUUCUACUUGACCGAAAGAGGAAUAGAAGCCAACCCGGACAAAUGCCGAGCAUUCUCGGAACUCCCCACACCUAACAAUAAGAAAUCCAUCCAAGUCUUAAACGGGAUGCUCACAGCGCUGUCCCACUUUGUCACGAAAUCCGCCCAGCAUGCUCUCCCAUUCUUUAAACUGCUGCGCAAGGAAGCGACCUUCGAAUGGUCCGAGGAGUGCGAACAAGCACUAUCUCACCUCAAGCAAGUCCUCUCGGAGCCACCCGUCCUGUCUCGACCGGGAAACGACGAGAUCCUAUAUCUCUAUCUAGCCGUCUCUAACGAAGCAGUGAGCACGACAUUAAUUCGAGAAGCUAAAGACGGGCAGAAGCCCGUAUACUUCACCAGCAAAGCCCUACAAGGACCCGAGGUGCGAUACCAGCAAAUCGAAAAAGUCACGAUGGCACUGAUAAUAGCCGCUCGAAGGUUGAGGUACUACUUCCUUGCUCAUACCAUCAUCGUCCGAACUGAUCAACCAAUCAAACAACUUCUCGGCCGACCAGAUAUGGUCGGGAGAAUGCUGAAGUGGUCCCUCGAGCUAUCCGAGUUUGACGUCCAAUACGAAAGCAGAAAAGCACUGAAAGCUCAGGCAUUAUCCGAUUUCGUGGCUGAGAUGACCUCGAUCACCUCCUCCCCUCCUCCUGUCGAGAAUAAGUGGACCAUCUACGUAGAUGGCGCCUCCAGCAGCUCGGGAAGCGGAGCCGGCGUCAUCUUGGAAAACGACGAAGGCCUCAUCAUUGAGGUAUCCCUAGUCUUGUCCUUCACCACGUCGAACAACCAAGUCGAGUACGAAACUUUCCUAGCGGGCCUGCGGCUCGCUGAUGACGUAGGCGCCCGGGAGGUAAAGAUAUACACCGACUCCCAACUCGUCUCAUCCCAAGUUAACGGUGACUACCAGGCCAAAAACGAUGUCCUUGUCGAGUACCCCGCGCUAGUCAAAGAUAAAAUUAAAAACUUUGCAAAAGCAGAAGUCAAGCACAUACCUCGGGAACAUAAUUCCCGGGCCGACGUCCUGUCCAAACUCGCGAGUACGAGAAAGAAAGGAGGGAACAAGUCAGUGAUCCAAGAGAUCCUUUCAAGACCAAGUGUAGGUAAGAGCGCGCCCUACAUGCCAGUGCUCGCCAUUGGCGACGACUAUUGCUGGAUGACCCCGGUGUAUAACUUCCUCACAAAGGACGAGCUGCCAACAGACGCGAAGGAGGCCUCCGCAGUCAAAAGACGAGCCUGCUCAUACUUCAUCGUCGAAGACAAGCUAUACCGGCGAGGGUUCUCCAUCCCUCUUCUCAAAUGCGUCGAUGCCUCCCAAGCGCUCGAGAUACUGCAUGAGCUUCACGAGGGGAUCAACGGCCAACACCUCGGCGGUCGAUCACUAGCAAGAAAAGCCCUCAGAGCGAGAUACUACUUGCCGACCAAGCAGCAAGACACCAAGGAGCAUGUCCAGAAAUGCGAUAAGUGCCAGCGCCUCGCCGAUAUGCACUUAGCUCCCCCUCACGAGCUAAAAUCCCUAUCAUCACCAUGGCAUUUCUCCACUUGGGGAAUGGACCUCCUCGGACCAUUCCCAGUAGGAUCAUACUAA
Vicia villosa (hairy vetch) is the source of this 1662-nucleotide messenger RNA. RefSeq lists its product as uncharacterized. The record is from RefSeq and is a predicted model, not a curated record. Gene Ontology annotation, molecular function: RNA-DNA hybrid ribonuclease activity; nucleic acid binding. Bases 1 to 1662 code for a protein of 553 amino acids. The transcript has a single exon. Lineage: Eukaryota; Viridiplantae; Streptophyta; Magnoliopsida; Fabales; Fabaceae.